AUGGCAAUCACUUCCUAUAUUUCGUUUAUCUCGUUGACAUAUUGUGUAUUCAUUUUAUCUAUAUGUCAGACGAAUUUAUCAUCAGCAUUAGAUCAAAGUCAAAGUGAAAAUCAACUAUUCCCUAUUCAACAACAAGAUGGUCGAUCAGUUUUUCUUAUUGAAUAUCUUCGAAACAAUUAUCCAUUUAAACAACAACAACAACAACAAGAACCUCUAUAUGAUCCACCUGUAUAUCUGAAUAACCAAGAAAAAUCAAAUAUACAACAAGCAUUAACCUCUCAUCUCAAUUGGUUUAAGCGUGACGUACGUCUUACGCCGGUCAAUAAACGCAUGCUUUGUUUUUUUCAUGCUGUCAAUUGUUUUGGUUAA
Messenger RNA from Rotaria sp. Silwood2, 369 nucleotides. The record is from the annotation of a GenBank genome assembly. NCBI's taxonomy places the organism in Eukaryota, Metazoa, Rotifera, Eurotatoria, Philodinida, Philodinidae.